Molecule: messenger RNA, 2457 nt
Organism: Monomorium pharaonis (pharaoh ant)
Lineage: Eukaryota; Metazoa; Arthropoda; Insecta; Hymenoptera; Formicidae
Gene: PGAP5
Product: metallophosphoesterase 1
Exons: 9
Coding region: 411-1565 (384 amino acids)
Biological process (GO): GPI anchor biosynthetic process
Molecular function (GO): hydrolase activity
Source: RefSeq, a predicted model, not a curated record
GAGAAAAUCUACAUCUAAAAAAUUUUUCUGCAUAUAAGUUCAGAAAUAUUCCCAAUUUUUUAGAUUUUUUAUUAUACAAUUUCUGAAAACUUAUUAAAUCUUCGAAGAGAUUAAAGGUAUGUUUUCAAAAAAAUCUUCAUAAAUUUAUAAUAAAAUACGACAAAUUCUUAAAAAUGUGAAUUAAAAAAGUUUCAGCAAAGAAAAAAAUUAGGCAACGGGCCCAUGAUAUUCCGUGUACAAUCGUGCGAAAUUGCAUUUGAGGUUAGGUUAGUCGGGUUAGGUUCGUAUUAUUUACAUAAAACACUGCAAACAGCAAUAAAAAUGACAUUAUUAGAGCUUUAGUGUAUCAAGAUAAAAGAUAUAUACUUUUCUUUAUGAAUAUCGCAUGAAUAUCAUAUGAAUUUUGAAAAAUGUCGAGGAUGGUGAAUGUGAGAGCACUUUUACCCAGGACGCUUCUGAAUGUGAGCCUAGGUUUAGCGUUUGUAUUAUUCUUCUGCGAAUAUCUCAUAUAUUACGUGGUGCUUAUACAGUGCGAAUGGCCCACCCUAGACCCUCGAAAAGAGGAUCCUGCUAUACGUGGGGAAGCGACGGACCGGCCUGUCAGAGCUAUGUUUAUAGCAGACACCCAUUUAUUAGGUUCCAGGGAGGGUCACUGGUUCGAUAAACUGCGAAGGGAAUGGCAGAUGUACAGAGCUUUCCAGACUAUGAUGACUUUACACCGGCCAGACACAGUUUUUAUAUUAGGUGAUGUUUUCGAUGAAGGACAAUGGUGUGGUUCUAUGGAGUUCGACUACUACAUAAAGAGAUUCCAUUCCCUGUUUUACGUGCCUAAGGACACUCAAAUCUACGUCGUCGCUGGAAAUCAUGAUAUGGGAUUUCAUUAUGCGAUCACACCGUAUCGCAAUCAGCGUUUCAUCAACGGCCUGAAGAGUCCGAACGUACGACGUUUGAGUUUAAGGAACAAUCACUUCGUGCUGAUCAACAGCAUGGCGUUGGAAGGGGACGGUUGUUUUCUGUGUCGACCGACCGAGAUCGCAGUGAAUAAAAUAGCCAAGGAUUUAAAAUGCGCGAAAGGAAUCGGCAACGAUUGCCGCAACGCGAGCGUGAUUCCUAGAUACAGCAGGCCUAUAUUGCUGCAACAUUAUCCGAUGUAUCGAGAAUCAGAUGAGAUCUGCAACGAAUUGGAUCAGGCCCCCGACGAAUUAAAAGCCAUCAAGUUUCGGGAACGGUGGGAGUGCUUGUCAAAAGAAGCGUCGGAGCAGCUUCUGGACAUACUGAAUCCGCGACUAGUUGUCGCCGGUCAUACUCAUCACGGCUGCAGGAGGAUACAUCGGGACGACACUCUGGAAUUCACGAUUCCAUCCUUCAGCUGGCGCAAUAAGGUCAACCCAUCCCUGUUAAUGGGUACUUUCACUCCCAGCAAUUAUUCUGUCUCCAAGUGCUACAUGCCUGUGGAAUCUACUGUGAUCGCUAUUUAUAAAUGUAGUCUCCCAUGCAUACUGAUAUAUUUGAUUAUAAAACUCAGGCCGAGACGGCACGCGUACUCGCGCUUGAAAAUGCCUUGACUAACUCUAUCGUGAGACAUAUUCGGACGCGGACGCGCGAGCGUACAAUAAUUCUAUAUACAAUGCAAUUCUCAAUGAAGGCUAUAAUUGUCGAGAUUAGGACAUAUCUGUAUACACUUUUUUCGUACACGCUAUCCAUCAUCGUAUUAUUUACAACAAGUAAUAGUAUAAAAUAGUUUGUGAUAUAUUCGUAAAUUGUAACGAUGUCAAUAUCUCGAUGUACAUAUAAUUCUACUACGGAAAACUUGAGACACAUUUACUAAAAAACUUUAUAUAAGUAUCGAUGUAAUAAUAAUUUUACAUAAGUGUCGUUAAAAAAAAAAACGAAUUACAAAUAUCGAAUUUUAGCGGAAUCUGGGCGCGCGGAAAUUUGCGAUGAUAAACAUGACAUCGAAAAGUUGAAGACUGAGAAUGUGUGUACAUUCGUAUCAAUGUAAAGUGCGUGUAUGUGUAUGUGUAUAUACAUACAUACAUUCAUAUAUAUAUAUAUAUAUAUAUAUAUAUAUAUAUAUAUAUAUAUAUACACACAUGAACUAUAUCAUUACUCAUAUACAUUGCGUACUGCGCUUAUUAUUGUUAACAAUGAUCGGCCGAGACUGUUGCGAAACUGUAGGUUGUAUUCUUACAAUUAAAGGAAACGAUGAUAUAACACUUUAGACACUGGCUCUUUUUACCGGCCAUAUAAUACUUUCGCACAUUGUUACUAAUAUCACAUCACUUGAAUAUUUUUACAGAGUUCCUUUUCCUGCGACACGGAACAUUUUAUUGAUAGCCAACAUCCAACUGUUCCAUUAGAUUGAUUAUUUUCUCAUGUAUGUGUAUGUAAAUCAUAAGUACUCACGGAAAAAACUAAGAAUUAAUUGUAUAAAUAAAAUAGAGAUUUUUUAUUAUA